AUGGCACCCGACCUUAAUUCACUUCCACCAUCAUCACCAUCAGCAAUACGUCCGCGCAUCAUGACAUCUUCAAAUGGUAACGGAGACUCAGCUAUUCGUGGAGAGUCAGCAUCACCUUCUCCUCGAUCUGCUUCAACUUCACUGCAAGCUGCCGCUACUAUGAAUGCCGGUCUUCAACAUGAACCUAUGAGACGUUCCUCGAGCAGUUCUUUGUCACGACAGCGACAAUCACCACAAAUGGGCCGACGCCGUUCCACCGUUUUGAUGAACCUACAACUCAAUGACCCAUCUCUCCCUGGCCCGGGCGAGAUGGUUGCAGAAGGUGGAGGUAGCGUGCAUAGCACAUCCAGCCCUCAGCCCAUGGCUAUGUCCCCCCUUCUCGGCGGCAGCGGCGGCGAUCCCCACCACAAUAGAGCCCCCAGUUUAGGGGAGCUACAUCAAGAACUUGAAGCAGAGCAAGAGGCGCAAGUGAAUCGCCUAUUGCAGAUGAUUCGCCAACAACAACUCCAACUACAGCAGCUCCAGGCCGCUCAAGGCCACAGUCAUACAAGCGUGGCGGCUGAGGAUGCGACUCCUACGUCGGAGAGAUCUAGUUCGGCGAUUCUUCCGACUCCAAUUACGCAACCUAUCUUCCCAGCCCUUUCGAGUUCGGUCCCUCGCUCGCCUGUUUUGUCGCACCCUCGCUCUUCCUUUGAUAUAGCCCGCGAUGCUCUCCAUCGUAGAUCCAGAACACCAAGUCGUGGUGCACCUUCUCCUAGGAUGAGAUCGACGUCUAUUAGUGGAGAAAAUGGAGAGCCACAUCUUUCUGGGGUUCGUGAUGAAAUUGCGUAUUAUCAGGCCGAAACUCAGUCUUUGAGUCGCGAGAACCAGAUGUUGCACCACAGAAUUCGAGAACUAGAACGACAACUGGGCGAGGUUCAUGCAAAUGCUUCGCUAACACGGGAACCGGCGCAUCAUUCGCAUCUUACACAGUCUACAUCGGUGUCAGAGGAAGAGGGAGCAACAGGGUCGUCUUCCACUACAGCAGCGUCUGCUGGCACUGCUCAGCCUACUGCGAGUGUGGAGACUGUCAAGGACGAAUAA
Messenger RNA from Hypoxylon fragiforme, 1083 nucleotides. RefSeq lists its product as uncharacterized. Bases 1 to 1083 code for a protein of 360 amino acids. NCBI's taxonomy places the organism in Eukaryota, Fungi, Ascomycota, Sordariomycetes, Xylariales, Hypoxylaceae. The record is from RefSeq and is a predicted model, not a curated record. The transcript has 4 exons.